Messenger RNA from Styela clava, 2281 nucleotides. RefSeq names its product splicing factor 3B subunit 4-like. Gene Ontology annotation, cellular component: U2 snRNP; nucleolus; precatalytic spliceosome. The record is from RefSeq and is a predicted model, not a curated record. Gene Ontology annotation, molecular function: RNA binding. Gene Ontology annotation, biological process: positive regulation of mRNA splicing, via spliceosome. NCBI's taxonomy places the organism in Eukaryota, Metazoa, Chordata, Ascidiacea, Stolidobranchia, Styelidae.
AUAACCACUACUUUCCCAGGUUUGUAAUAAAUUUAGUAUGUGGAAUCGGCGAGAUUCUGGUUCUUUCAAAAGUAGCGUCUUGAGUCAUCAUCUUUGAAGUGAGUUUUAAAAAAGUUUUAUGUCAUUGUAUUCUGCAUUGGUCCUAUUUAUGAUUUUUUGUGUUAGGAUUCACGUUACCUAUGUUGCGAGUAUUAAAAAGUAUACGCCAUAAGUGCUUAAAUAAGCCAAACAAAAAUGUGAUGUGAAAGUACAGAAGUAAAUGAUGAUAACUGCUAACAUAACGCCAAACAAAUUUAUUUCAUGAAACAACAGUCAGUCUCGAAGAAUUCUAUACACUAUUUGCUGAUUUUGCAAGGGACAUACCUGCUUAGUUUAAGAUGUGUGUUAAUUUUAACUAAACACGUCUAAUGGGCAACUUCAUUGCGCACGAUCACAUUUCUGUUUGGGUUAUUUAAUCAGCUUCACUUUUUUGUUUCGUGUGAUUUAAGGAGUUACGGCGUUUACUUCGCUGGACCUAUUUGCCAUGUCAUAAUGUUUCAAUUGCUUAUGUAAUAACAGAUGUUAAUUAUAAUACUAUAAAUUUUUAAGAAUAUAGGCAAUGGCGGCAGGUCCUAUUUCUGAACGCAAUCAAGAUGCGAUGUUUAUGUCGGCACUGGAUGAUAAAGUAGCAGAGCCUUUGCUGUGGGAAUUAUUUUUACAAGCAGGUCCUGUCGUCAACGCACACACUAUGCCAAAAGAUCGCUUACAGGAGCACAUCAGGCGGUAUGGGUUAUGGGUUGAAUUUCUUGGUGAAGAUGAUGCUGAUUAUUCAAUUAAAAUUUUGAACAUGAUAAAUUUUGGCAAACCUAUUCGAGUUAACAAAGCUUCUUUCUCAUCAGAAGAAUUAGAUGUUGGUGCAAAUCUUUUCAUUGGAAAUAGAUCCAGAAAUGAUGAAAAAUUAUUAUAUGAUACCUUUAGUGCCUUUGGUGUCAUUCUACAGACCCCUAAAAUUAUGCGUGAUCCAGCAGGAAAUUCGAAGGGAUUUGCUUUUAUUAACUUUGCCAGCUUUGAAGCAUCUGAUGCAGCUUUGGAAGCUAUGAAUGGACAAUAUUUAUGUAAUAGGGCUAUCACAAUUUCGUACGCAUUUAAAAAGGAUUCUAAAGGUGAGCGUCAUGGCAAGUGCAGCAAAGAGUUACUGGCAGUUCAGAAUCCUCUUUCUCAGGCAGACAGACCCACACAAUGUUUGCAGAAUGCUCCUGUUAUCCACAGCCUGGCUAAAGUAAAUUCAAUUAUGGGUAAUGCACCAAUGCCAAUGGGAAUGCCACCACCACCAGGUCCACCAAGCAUGAUGCCUUAGCCUCCAAUGCCACCUAUGGGUAUGGCUCCAUGCCCUCCUCCUCCAAUGCCACCAGGUGGCCUUUCGCAAACCUAUGGAUGGUAUGAAUUCACAAAUGAAUAUGCCAAUGCCUCCAUGGGCCACACCCCCUAUGGGAAUGGCGCGGACCGCAUGGCAUGAUGGGCGGCCCACCUCGCGGCCCCACAAUGGGUCCUCCUGCUCCAUGGGGUGCUCAGGUCAUUUUCCUCCCAUGCCACCUCCCGGUGGACAUCUUCCGGGCCACCUAAUGCGUGGCCCACCACCGCUCCAAACAUGGAUGGAGCAGAAGGAACGAAUAACUGGAAUCAUCACUACCAGAAAAAGGAAAUCAAUCAAGUUGAUAUCUUUUGAAGACAUUGAAGGAUGGGAGAUGAACAGUACAUUUACAUUCCAUAUUAAUUUAUGGCUGUAAUAUAGGCAAACCACAGGGUGGAUAAAUAUAUUGUUGUAUAUUGAUUGUCUCGAUGACAAAUAUGUUCAUCCCAGUUUGCAAACCUGAAGAUGUUCCAUCUAAACAAAAUUUUGUUCUUGUAUCACUAUACAUGAACACUUUUGCAAAGCCAAAUCUCUUAAUAAGAAUAGUUAUGUAUUAUCUGACUCUGAUUGAUAUUCAAGCCAACUUAUUGGUAUGCGCCUUGCUUUUUACUUUAUGAAUAUUGUCCCAUGAAAAUAAGUUUGAAAUUGAACAGAUUGAAGUGAAGUGAAAAUAUCUUAUGACUUUUUAGUUUGUGGAUGCCAAGUGUUUAUAUUGUUAUUGUGUGCAUAUCACAAGUUAUACCAUAAACAUGCACCUAAUUGCUAAGACAGAUUUGUAAUAUUAUUUUGGUCUUCUUGGAGGUUGUUUAUGCUGUCUUUCAAGAAAUCUUUCUUCUCAACUGUUUGAAUCAUACUAUUGAGCCAUUUCUUAUGUGGAAAUAAUCUUUUUUA